GCGACGGCUUUGGCCCCGGAGGACUCGACUCGCCGUCCCGCUGACGUCAUGAGCGCGCGACGGCUUUGGCCACACGAGUUGAUGGGCAGCACCCGGGCUGGGUCUCUCUCAGCGUGGUCCCGGGCAACGCGUUCGGGUGGGCACGACCGGAAGUGCCCGCAGUGGCCUCGCCCUGCCCCAUGAGACUGGGCAGUUGCCCGAGGGGCGCCGGGGGAGACCGGGGUCUGCAGCUGGCGAGCACUGCAACUCGCUCCGUAUAUGUGCGUGUAUGAGCAGGAAGAGACUUAAGAGAAGUGGAUUCCAGCGAUCCUGAGUCAUUGAGGUGGGCUCCUGCGAGAUCCACAGCUUCUGCCCAGGCUUUGAAGCAUUUUCCUUAGGCCUCGAGGCUGGGGUGCAUGUAAGGAGAAGAUGACCUUUCAGUUUAACUUCGAGAUACCAGAUCACGUGAGAACUGAGUUGACACCCGUUGCGGGUGGAGCUCUGACCCAGGAUUCCUCAAAAGACUCUUCGGUCUCAGGAAGCCGAAAGGAUCAACAGAGAGAUGGAAAGUACUCACCUGCGUCCCAAGAAACGGCAGCUAAAAGUCCCCGUAACGGGGAGCCACGUGAAGAACGGACCAGCUUGAGAGUUGCCAAAGAGCACCCCAUGCCUAGUGACCCCAAGAAAGUGUUGGAGAAGAAAGUCCUGGAAACGGUCCCCGGCCUGGAGGAUGUUGGCCUGACCCUGAUAAAAACCGCCUCGUUGACCGAGAACUUCCCGGGAGAGAACAUUAUCUCGAGGACUUUUUCUGCUCACUCCGAUCUAAUUCCCGGGGUGUAUGAGGGGGGUUUGAAAAUCUGGGAGUGCACCUUUGACCUCUUGACUUAUUGUACUGAGUCCGCCGUGCAGUUUGCCGGGGCGAAGGUUUUGGAUCUGGGGUGCGGCUCCGGCUUGCUGGGUAUAACCGCGCUCCGGAGGGGAGCCCGGGAAAUUCACUUUCAGGAUUAUAACAGCACAGUGAUCCAGGAAGUGACCAUCCCUAACGUCGCAGCCAACGCUGCCCCGGAAGCCGCAGACGAGGACCCCGGGGAAGUGCUACGAUGCGGGGGUCCAAAGGGAGCCCCCAGGCCUGGUCGCUGCCGGUUCUUUUCCGGGGAAUGGUCUGAGUUCUGCAAGGUGGUCCAAAGCCCAGGAGAGCCCUUCGAAAAGUACGAUCUCAUUCUCACUUCUGAAACCAUUUACAACCCGGAUUACUACGAGGCUCUGCACCGGACGCUGCAGAGCCUGCUAGCCACGGAGGGCCGCGUGCUCUUGGCCAGCAAAGCGCAUUAUUUCGGCGUCGGCGGAGGUGUCCAUCUGUUCGAGCAGUUUGUGGAGGAACGGGACGUGUUUGAGACGAGAACGCUCAAAAUCGUGAGCGAAGGACUGCAGAGAUGCGUCCUUGAAAUGACGUUCAAAGGUUCCCGUUGAGGGGGCUGGAGCGAUAGCACAGCGGGGAGGGCGGUUGCCUUGCAUGCAGCCGACCCGGGUUCGAUUCCCAGCAUUCCAUAGGGUCCCCUGAGCACCGCCAGGAGUGAUUCCUGAGUGCAUGAGCCAGGAGUAACCCCUGUGCAUCGCCAGAUGUGACCCAAAAAGGAAAAAAAAAAAAAAGGUUCCCGUUGAGGGUCACUGAGUGACAGGCAGGAAAUAAAGAAGCCGA
Sorex araneus (European shrew) is the source of this 1678-nucleotide messenger RNA. RefSeq names its product methyltransferase like 18 (gene METTL18). Lineage: Eukaryota; Metazoa; Chordata; Mammalia; Eulipotyphla; Soricidae. The transcript is spliced from 2 exons. Gene Ontology annotation, molecular function: protein-L-histidine N-tele-methyltransferase activity. The record is from RefSeq and is a predicted model, not a curated record. The coding region runs from base 409 to 1449 and encodes 346 amino acids. Gene Ontology annotation, biological process: peptidyl-histidine methylation, to form tele-methylhistidine.